This is a messenger RNA of Lotus japonicus, 1222 nucleotides long. Its product is annotated as SKP1-like protein 1A. Bases 48 to 443 code for a protein of 131 amino acids. Gene Ontology annotation, biological process: SCF-dependent proteasomal ubiquitin-dependent protein catabolic process. Gene Ontology annotation, cellular component: nucleus; cytoplasm. Lineage: Eukaryota; Viridiplantae; Streptophyta; Magnoliopsida; Fabales; Fabaceae. Gene Ontology annotation, molecular function: cullin family protein binding. The transcript has 2 exons. The record is from RefSeq and is a predicted model, not a curated record.
UCCAAAUUUAGUUGAAACUUUGAAAGGCAUAUUAGGCUUAGCGAUUCAUGGCAUCUACAAGAAUGAUCACCCUAAAGAGUUCUGACGGUGAGGCGUUCGAGGUCGAGGAGGCUGUGGCGCUUCAGUUGGGGUGCAUAGAGCACAUGAUUAAGGCUGAUUGCGCCGAUAACAGCAAUAUUGAUCUUCCAAGUGUCACCGGCAGGAUAUUCGCCAAGGUUAUUGAAUACUGCAAAAAACACGUUGACGCUUCCCGUUCAGGCAUCGAGGAUCUCAAGCAAUGGGAUGCUGAUUUCGUCAAGGUUGAUGUGCCCACGCUCAAGGAUCUCGUCAAGGCUGCAAAUGCUUUGGACAUAAAGAACCUUUUGAAUCUCACUUGCGAGACUGUGGAACUCAUGAUCAGAAAUAAGACUCCUGAUCAAAUUAGGAAAAUCUUUCUUCUUUAGUUUAUUAUACUGCUGAACUUCUGUUCCUGAUCUUUUGUUGCAUGUGGCUUAAUGUCUCUUACAUUAGCUACGUUUGGUUCAUUUGAAUAUUUGUUUUCUUGACACAUUGCCCCAGAUUCUCUCAUUUUAUUGGACAAUUAUAUGUUUGCGCACUCCACAUGAGCAUUUGAAUAUUUUGCUUUUGGUCCUUUUAAGUGCGAAUACUGGGAGCUCGAGAUUAAGGGUAUAUUUGAUUAUGUUUUUUUUUUUUUUAUGCUUAAAUGUACUUUUAAUCCUCAUUUAACGUGAAUAUGCAAUUGGAGUUUAUAAAUUUCAAAAAUAGCAUUCUUGAUCUCAAACCUUAUAUUCUGUCAAAGGUUUUGAUUCCCCUUCACUUUUCCGUUAAUUUUCUAAAUGUUUUUGUUCUAUGUGACAAUUUUUAAGUGAUGUGAAACCCUAUUAGGGGAUUGGACCUUAAAUUCACCAAUAUAAGCUGCCCGCACAUUCUUUAUUCUUCAUCUUAAUUCAUCUUAUCUUUUUUAUUCCAGAACCUUUCCUCAACCUCAACUAUAGGGUUUUAUAUUUUGCUUGUAUGGAGAUGAAAUUUCUGGAUUAGUAGAGAUUGGAGAAAAAUGGGUGUGGUCACGAUCUCAAUAUCACCACUAGAUCCAUAAUCAAUCCAGCAAGCCACCAUGUCUUCCUCCGCGUCACAGCCCCCACAUCGCAGCCCAACAGACCACCACCGGGCUUCGUUGUUGUCGCGGCUCCAACCGCCACUUUUACUCGCUGCAUACAUUAGA